Acomys russatus (golden spiny mouse) is the source of this 2724-nucleotide messenger RNA. It is a transcript of the gene Rbm15b, whose product is annotated as RNA binding motif protein 15B. The transcript has a single exon. Gene Ontology annotation, biological process: regulation of alternative mRNA splicing, via spliceosome. Lineage: Eukaryota; Metazoa; Chordata; Mammalia; Rodentia; Muridae. Gene Ontology annotation, cellular component: nucleus. The record is from RefSeq and is a predicted model, not a curated record. The coding region runs from base 52 to 2718 and encodes 888 amino acids. Gene Ontology annotation, molecular function: mRNA binding.
CCACUGCCGCUGUGAGGAGCCUGCGGGCCGCCCGCCCGCCGCGCCGGCGCCAUGAAGCGGCAGAACGAGCGAGACUCCAGCCCGAGCGGGCGUGGCUCGUCAUCGUCCGCCAAGCGGCCGCGGGAGCGCGAACGGGAGGCAGAGGCGGGCGGGCGGCGAGCAGCACACAAGGCCUCCGGAGGCACCAAGCACCCGGUUCCAGCGCGGGCUCGUGACAAGCCCCGAGGCAGUGGCGGCGGCGGCGGCGGCGGGCAUCGCGACGGUCGCGCUGCCGGGGAUGCGAAUCACCGAGCGGGCAGCGGGCGCUCCUCGGGCGCGCCCGGAGGCGGAGGACGAACCGGCAAGGCCUCGGGGGACCCGGGUGCUGGCGGCGCGUCGCCCCGCGCAUCUCCACUCCCGCCGCCCCCGCCGCCCCCCGGGGCGGAACCUGCGGGUCCCGGCUCCACGGCGGCUCCGGAAUACAAGACGCUCCUCAUCAGCAGCCUGAGCCCCGCGCUGCCGGCUGAGCACCUGGAGGACCGGCUCUUCCACCAGUUCAAGCGUUUCGGUGAGAUCAGCCUGCGCCUGUCGCACACACCGGAGCUGGGCCGCGUGGCCUACGUGAACUUCCGGCACCCACAGGACGCGCGCGAGGCUCGCCAGCACGCCCUGGCCCGUCAGCUGCUGCUCUACGACCGGCCGCUCAAGGUGGAGCCGGUGUACCUGCGCGGCGGCGGGAGCAGCCGGCGCAGCAGCAGCAGCAGCGCCGCCGCCUCCACGCCGCCCCCGGGGCCCCCCACGCCCGCCGAUCCUCUGGGCUACCUGCCGCUGCACGGGGGCUACCAGUACAAGCAGCGCUCGCUGUCUCCGGUAGCCGCCCCGCCCCUGCGGGAGCCCCGCGCUCGGCACGCCGCCGCUGCCUUCGCCCUGGAUGCUGCGGCCGCCGCCGUGGGCCUGUCUCGGGAGCGGGCCCUGGACUACUACGGGCUGUACGACGACCGCGGGCGCCCCUACGGCUACCCGGCCGUGUGCGAGGAGGACCUGAUGCCGGAGGAUGACCAGAGAGCUACUCGGAACCUCUUCAUCGGGAAUCUGGACCACAGUGUAUCAGAGGUGGAGCUUCGACGGGCCUUCGAAAAGUACGGCAUCAUUGAGGAGGUGGUCAUCAAGAGGCCUGCCCGCGGCCAGGGUGGUGCCUAUGCUUUCCUCAAGUUUCAGAACCUGGACAUGGCACACAGGGCAAAGGUGGCUAUGUCUGGCCGGGUGAUUGGCAGAAACCCCAUAAAGAUAGGCUACGGCAAGGCUAACCCCACCACCCGCCUCUGGGUUGGGGGUCUUGGACCUAACACCUCACUGGCGGCCCUGGCCAGAGAAUUUGAUCGCUUUGGGAGCAUUCGGACCAUCGAUCAUGUCAAAGGGGACAGCUUUGCCUACAUCCAGUACGAGAGCCUGGACGCGGCCCAAGCUGCCUGUGCUAAAAUGAGGGGCUUUCCCUUAGGUGGUCCAGAACGCAGGCUCCGGGUGGAUUUUGCCAAAGCAGAGGAGACUCGCUAUCCCCAGCAGUACCAGCCCUCACCUCUCCCUGUGCAUUAUGAGCUGCUCACUGACGGAUAUACCCGGCAUCGAAACCUGGAUGCUGACCUUAGGGUGCGGGAUAGGACCCCUCCACACCUUCUGUAUUCAGACCGAGACCGGACCUUUUUGGAAGGGGACUGGACCAGCCUCAGUAAAAGUUCGGACCGCAGAAACAGCCUAGAGGGCUACAGCCGCUCAGUGCGCAGCCGGAGUGGUGAGCGCUGGGGGAGUGAUGGGGACCGGACCAUAGCCAAGCCCUGGGAAGAGAGACGCAAGCGGAGGAGCCUUUCCAGUGACCGAGGGAGGACAACUCAUUCCCCUUAUGAGGAACGGAGCAGGACCAAGGGUGGGGGACAGCAGCCUGAGCGAGGCUCAGACCGCACCCCUGAGCGUAGCCGAAAGGAGAACCACUCCAGUGAAGGGACCAAGGAAUCAGGCAGCAACUCCCUCAGCAACAGCAGACAUGGUGUGGAGGAGAGGAGCCACCAUCACCACCACCACGAGGCUCCAGACUCUUCCCAUGGGAAGAAGAGUAGAGAGAGUGAACGCAAUCAUCGGACCACUGAAGCAGAGCCCAAGACUCUUGAAGAGCCAAAACACGAGACCAAAAAGCUAAAGACUCUUUCGGAAUAUGCUCAGACGCUGCAGCUGGGUUGGAGUGGGCUUCUAGUGUUGAAAAACAGCUGCUUCCCAACAUCUAUGCACAUCCUAGAGGGGGACCAGGGAGUUAUCAGUGGUCUCCUCAAAGACCACAUCUCUGGCAGCAAGCUAACCCAGCUAAAGAUUGCCCAGCGCCUUCGACUGGACCAGCCCAAGCUGGAUGAGGUCACCCGUCGCAUCAAGCAAGGGAGCCCCAACGGCUAUGCCGUGCUCCUAGCCAUCCAGUCACCCCCCAGUGGGCCUGGCUCUGAGGGGAUGCCCACGGUGGAGCCAGGCCUACAGAGGCGGCUUCUCAGGAACCUGGUCUCCUACUUGAAACAGAAGCAGGCUGCAGGGGUGAUCAGCCUGCCGGUGGGCGGGUCUAAGGGCAGAGACAGCACUGGCAUGCUCUAUGCCUUCCCACCCUGCGACUUUUCACAGCAGUACCUCCAGUCAGCAUUGAGGACAUUGGGCAAGUUAGAGGAAGAACACAUGGUGAUAGUGAUAGUAAGAGACGCUGCCUAGCCCACA